CCGAUUCGAUUCGACCAACUUUGUAAAUAAAUACCGCUGUAUGAAUCUCAUUCUGGCAACGUGGUUGAUUUGUUAAAAGACGAGGGUGUUUUUUACAUUCUUCUGGGGUCGUUAAAUUUCUAAUGCGCAGAGGCAGACAAGUUUCAAAUCGCCGUCCCAACCAAACGCUGCAUUCAUGACGUCAUAGUGACUUUCCGCGAGAAUGCUCUGGUUUAACCAUGGACUAAAAAGAGUAUAUUAGGCCAUGGGUUUAACAACGCUUUAAACCGCUGCAUCGCUAAAAAACAGCUUUAACCUGAAAAAGCUAGUGGUUCUGACGUCUGCAUCCUGAAAUGACAUUGGUUUUUUUAAUAAGAAGCAAAAAAAGAAAACUGGACAGUUACAGGUUGUUCAUAAGUCGCCUUUGUCGGAUUAAAUAACCAAAGACGCUGUUUCGGGAAACGUUUUUCGCCAAACAUCGUUUCGGAACGUCGCCCAGUUACAUUUUCCACCAAUCCACAUUUUGGUUUUCUAGAAGGACCUGUUCACGGUUGUUUAACCGCUUCUUGUGUUAUAAUGUCAGCGAUUGUAAAAGUUGAAACCAAACAAGAAGAAGAAAUAUUUGCUUCUCUGGAUGCCAAAGUUUUACUUAGCAAUGACAUCUCCGUAACAAUCAAGCGUGAAGUAAAUGAAAGUACGAUUAAUCAGGGUUAUUCUAAUGAAAAUAAGAUUCAGCAAGAAAAUGAAUUAGUAAUUGAACAUUCUAAGGAUUUAUCAUAUGGUGGGCGACUGGGACUGGGAAUUUUUUCAAAUUUUAAUUGUGUGCAGUGUGAUUUUGCAAGUAAAUAUAAAGCCAAUUUGAUAGUACAUUUAAGAAGACAUAAGAUUACUAAGGAUAUGCAAUGUUUUCAUUGUAACUAUGCAACUAAUGAUAAACAAAGUCUUCGGAGACAUAUGUUAACACAUAAAACUGAUAAGGAUUUAAAAUGCGCACAGUGUAAUUAUGCAACUAAUCAUAAAUCAAUCUUUAAAAGACAUUUGUUAACACACAAGAAUGUCAAGGAUAUCAAAUGUGCACAGUGUGAUUAUGCAACCAAUCUUAAAACAAACUUGAAAAAUCAUCUGUCAAUACACAAGAUUGUCAAGGAAUUCAAAUGUGCACAGUGUAAUUAUGCAACCAAUUGUAAAAAUUACUUUAAAAGACAUCUGUUAAGACACAAGACUGUCAAGGAUAUCAAAUGUGCACAGUGUGAUUAUGCAACCCAUAACAAAUCAAUCUUUAAAAGACAUCUGUUAACACAUGAACCUGCCAAGAAUUUAAAAUGUGCGCAGUGUGAUUAUUCAACUAAUAGUCAAUCGAGCUUUAAAACACAUCUGUUAUCACACAAGACUGUCAAGGAUAUGAAAUGUGCACAGUGUGAAUAUGCAACCAAUUAUAAAACACACUUUAAAAAUCAUCUGUCAAGACACAAGAUUGUCAAGGAACUCAAAUGUGCACAGUGUAAAUAUGCAACCAAUUGUAAAUCAUACUUUAAAACACAUCUGUCAAGACACAAGACUGUCAAGGAUGUUAACUGUGCACAAGGGAUUAUGCAACCAAUGACAAAUUCGACAGUGUGAUUUUGUAACCAAUUACAAAGUCAGUUAAAAAAAAUCAUCAGUUGCCAAGGAUUUAAAAUGUGCGCACUGUGACUACGCAACUACUAAUCAAUCACUCAUUAAGACACGAGACCACAAAACACAUAGCAUAUAAAUAAUACAUACAUUUAAAAUAUACAUAAUAUAUUGUUAACAAAGAUUUAAAAAAUAAACAUAAAUUGGAACAUA
Messenger RNA from Photinus pyralis (common eastern firefly), 1806 nucleotides. RefSeq names its product zinc finger protein 525-like. The transcript has 2 exons. Gene Ontology annotation, cellular component: nucleus. Lineage: Eukaryota; Metazoa; Arthropoda; Insecta; Coleoptera; Lampyridae. The coding region runs from base 556 to 1599 and encodes 347 amino acids. Gene Ontology annotation, biological process: regulation of gene expression. The record is from RefSeq and is a predicted model, not a curated record.